This is a messenger RNA of Cuscuta europaea, 1760 nucleotides long. Lineage: Eukaryota; Viridiplantae; Streptophyta; Magnoliopsida; Solanales; Convolvulaceae. The record is from the annotation of a GenBank genome assembly.
CUCACCUAAAGGGUGAUUAGAUUUGGAAAUACAUAUCUCUUGUAUAGUGGUGAUAUGGGGUUAUAUUUCUGGUGUGUGAAAAACUUAGCCUUCUAGCGCUAGUUGGUCUGGACAUCACACAAUAUGAGUUUUAUACUAUUUGCAAACUUAAUAAAUUCGUAGAAGAGUUUGAAGCAUGUCAUCUUCUAUGCAAGGUGAUAGCUGGACAAGUUUUUUAUGUGUGAAAUUUUAACAGGUAUUGAUGCAACGGUUUACUACAGUCCAGAGAUCUUAAAAGCGGCUGGUAUUACUGGCGAGUCAAAACUCCUUGCGGCAACGGUGGCAGUGGGGAUCACAAAGACGGCAUUCAUAUUAAUAGCUAUAUUCCUCGUAGACAGAGUAGGAAGAAAGCCACUUCUGUAUGUUAGCACAACAGGGAUGACGAUUUGCUUGUUUGGAUUGGGGUUUGCCCUUACAUUUCUGAGUAGUGAAGGAUCGCUUGGCAUUCCAGCAUCAAUGUUGUUUGUUUGUGGGAACGUAGCGUUUUUCUCAAUCGGUUUGGGCCCGGUUUGGUUGGUGUUGACGUCAGAGAUAUAUCCGCUGAAGUAUCGGGCCCAAGCAUCCGCAUUGGGGGCAGUAGGUAAUCGGGUGUGCAGUGGGGUGGUUGCCAUGUCAUUCCGCUCUGUGUCACGGGUAAUCACGGUCGGUGGAACCUUCUUUGUAUUCUUGGCAAUAUCUGCAUCUGCUGUUGCUUUCACAUAUAUACUUGUUCCAGAAACAAAAGGCAAAUCUCUAGAGGAGAUUCAUCUAUGUUUCAAAACGAACAAGAAGGUGAAACACAACUUGGGGAUGUUGAGCAUCUUGUGCAGAAAGAGUGAGAGAGAUUGGUCAUUUGGGACUCUCUGUCCCAAUUUACUUAGCCAUCUUUGACUUUUUCAUUCAAAGAUGAUAAACUUUGACCAAUUAUUUAAACUAAUAUAUUUAUUCAAAAUUUAAUAAUUUUAUACUUUUAUGAUAGUAUUUUUAACAAAGAACAUUUUCAUAUCAUUUUCAUAUUAUUAAUAUUUUCUCUAGAUAAACAUAUAAUCGAUCAAAGUUAGACUCCAUUGACUUGAAAAGUCAAGAUUGACUAAGUAAAAUGGGACGGAGGGAGUAUCUAUAUAUGUAAUACUUGACAUAGAAAAGGUUGAUGGCUUGAUGCAACAUAUGUGCUCAGGAUAUCACUGAAUAUAUUCUUUUACACAAGGAGAGUCAUUUUUGGGAAAAGGUACAAAUAAGUCCUCGAACUAACCGAAAAAGUGCAAAUCACCCCUUUUAUAGGAGGCUUUCUUUGUCCGUCGACAUUUGGGGCGGUUAACGGUGAAAUUUUUUGAUGAUUUUUUUGGAGAAUCUUCAUCAUUAAGUCUAGUUUAUUCAUACCAAAUUUCAGGUAAAAUUUCAACCGAGAAGGCAGCCAAAUGAUUUUCUGAAAUAUACUGCGCUCUUUAAAUGCGCAGUUAUCUUCAAACAUUUAUUUGACUGCCUUCACGAUUGAAUUUAUAUCUGAAAUUUGGUAUGAGUAAACUAGACUUAAUGAAGAAGAUGUUCAAAAAGUUUCAUCAAAAAAUGCCACCGGGAACCGCCUAAAAUAGCGACGGCCGGACCCUCCAAUAAAAGGGGUGAUUUGCACUUUUUCGGUUAGUUCGAGGGCUUAUUUGCCCAUUUUUUCUUGAUUAUUAAAAGUAAUACACAGUAACAUUCUUUUAAUCCAUUCAUCAUUGCUUUAGCAACACAUUCAACCG